AGUAUGAGAGGGACCCCAAAUUAAAAUCUGCGUAGGACCCCCAAAAAGGCUUGUGCCAGCCCUGGACGGAACUAAAAAUGCAAGAGUAUCCACGAAAAAAACAUGAGUUAAGACGAGACAGUGACCCUAAACAAACUAACCUAAAUGAGUUUCCUAAUGUCGCCGUUCUCUUUGACAGAACUUGGGCUAUUUUUGCAAGGAACCGUGAAUAUACGAUGCGUCUAAAUCCGCAAAACUUCCCAAAGAAUGUAUUUAUUUACAACUUAUGUUACUUUGUCUUUGCCAAUCAUAUAAAAUCUCAUUGAAAUACUUUAAAGUUUUUGGUUGUUUACGUGACAAAAUGUAAAAGAAACACUUUUUUCUAGAUAGAAACUGAAUCUUUGUUUUAUUUUGAAGGCUGCGAUCGGAAGUCCCCCUGAAAACCCUGCUUGGUUGUACAGUGAAUCGCUCAGUGUGUGUGUGCUGUUUGAGAGCGUGUGUUUCGGCUUCCUGCGCGGUGUCCGCACACCGUCCGUCUCGUCAGUGUAGAUCGGCUCACCAUGGCGGAAGGACGCAGAGAACAACCGCCUCAUCCUCCCCUCUCCUUACCGCCAGCAAGCAAGCGACCCUGCCUCCGCCCCGCACCCAGAGGUCCCGGGCCGGGGCCGGGGCACGGCAGCGGCUCGCCCGGCUCCCGGUAUCGCUCCCCGGAGUCUCUCCUGGACUGCGCCGCUAAAGCGGUAGCGGAAAAGUGGGCCUUUGAGAGAGUGGAGGAGCGCUUCGAGCGGAUUCCGGAGCCCGUCCAGCGUCGUAUCGUCUAUUGGUCUUUCCCACGCAACGAAAAGGAGAUAUGCAUGUACUCUUCGUUUCAGUGCAGGGUGGCCGGCGAGGAAGGUCCGUCGGCGGCCGCCGCUGGAAGUGGGGGGACGGGGUCCGGAGCUACAAACGCCGGUGGCGGCGCAGGAUCUACCGCUGGUGCAGCGGCUGCCGUGGGGGCAGCCGGAGUAGUGGGCACGGGAGACGGACUCCCUUUCCGACGGGGGAUCAGGCUGCUGGAAACCGGCUGUGUGGAAAAUGUUUUGCAAGUCGGGUUUCACCUGAGCGGCACUGUGACCGAGCCGGCCACAGCCUCGGAACCGGAGGUGACCCACAAGGUGGCAAUCAGCUUCGAUCGAUGCAAGAUCACCUCGGUCACCUGUGGCUGCGGGAACCGGGACAUUUUCUACUGCGCACAUGUGGUCGCGCUCUCUCUCUACAGGAUCCGCAAGCCUGAGCAGGUGAAGCUCCGGUUGCCCAUAUCAGAAACACUGUUCCAGAUGAACAGAGAUCAGCUGCAGAAGCUGGUCCAGUAUCUGAUCACUGCCCACCACACUGAGGUUCUGCCCACGGCACAGAAACUGGCCGACGAGAUCCUCUCCUCCAACUCCGAGAUCAACCAGGUUCACGGUGCUCCAGACCCGACUGCAGGCGCCAGCAUUGACGAUGAUAACUGCUGGCAUCUGGACGAGGAUCAAGUCAGGGAGCAGGUCAAACAGUUUUUGUCGCAGGGAGGAUACUACGGCUCCGGAAAGCAGCUGAACUCCAUGUUUGCAAAGGUACGGGAGAUGCUCCGGAUGCGGGACUCCAACGGCGCUCGAAUGCUAACGUUGAUAACGGAGCAAUUCAUGGCAGACCCUCGACUGUCACUGUGGAGACAGCAAGGCACAGGGAUGACGGACAAGUGCCGGCAGCUCUGGGAUGAACUGGGUGCGCUGUGGGUGUGCGUGGUGCUGAAUCCACACUGUAAAAGCGAGGAAAAGAGCGGCUGGCUGAAGCAGCUGAAGAAGUGGGGAGACAUGGACGUCUGCCCGCUGGAGGACGGAAACUACGGCAGCGAGCUUCCGAACAUCACCAACGCCCUGCCGCAGAGCAACCUCGCUCAAGACUCUCUGUCCAGACCGAGGCGGACGGUGUUCAGCCGCGCCGUCGAGGCGUGCGACCUCCACUGGCAGGACAGCCACCUGCAGAGGAUCAUCAGCAGCGACUACUACAUGUCUCCGUCCUACCAGAGGGAAGGGGAGAGCUUGCUGUUCAACCCACAGGGGCUGCCGCUCUGGCUAGACCACGUCCCGACGGCGUGCGCCCGCGUCGACGCCCUGCGAUCGCACGGCUACACGAGAGAAGCGCUGCGGCUGGCUGUCGCCAUCAUCAACACGCUUCGCCUCCAGCAGCAGAGGCAGAUGGACAUCUACAAGCACCAAAAGAAAGAGCUUCUCCAGAGAAAUGUUACCUCCACCACCAACCUGGAAGGCUGGGUGGGUCAUCCAUUAGACCCAAUCGGUUGUCUGUUCAUCACGCUCACAGAAACGUGCCGCAUGGAUGAUGAUAACUCUAUGGACACCGGAGAAGGCGAUCCUAGACCUCCGGUCUACCACCAUGUGCCCGUGUGGGGGUGUCCAGAUGUGGGGGAGUCCUACCUGACUCUGGCCUUGGAGGUGGCCCUGAUGGGCAUGGGCCAGCAGAGGAUCAUGCCAGAGGGACUGUACGCCCAGGACAAGGUGUGUCGUAACGAAGAGCAGAUCGUCUCCAAGCUGCAGGAGCUGGAGCUGGACGACCUCCUGGUCCAGACGCUGCGGAAGCAGGCCGUGCAGCUGCUGGAGGCCGGUCCGUUCAGCGGCCUCGGAGAAGUCAUCCACAGAGAGAGCGUUCCCAUGCACACCUUCGCCAAAUACCUCUUCUCGGCUCUGCUGCCGCACGACGCAGACCUGGCGUACAAGGUGGCUCUCCGCGCCAUGAGGCUUCCUGUCCUGGAGUCGUCGGCGGGCUCCGGGGACGUGGGCCACCCUCACCACGGCAUCUCCAUCGUUCCCAGCAGAUACCCGCGCUGGUUCACUCUCGGCCACCUGGAGUCGCAGCAGUGUGAGCUCGCCUCCACCAUGCUAACUGCUGCUAAAGGAGACAUGUUGAGACUGCGGACGGUGCUGGAAGCCAUUCAGAAAAACAUCCACUCUUCUUCCCUCAUCUUCAAACUGGCCCAGGAUGCCUUUAAGAUCGCCACGCCUGCAGACAGUCCGCCGGAUAUCACCCUGCUCAAUGUGGCGUUGGAGUUGGGGCUGCAGGUGAUGAGAAUGACACUGUCCACUUUGAAUUGGAGGAGGAGAGAGAUGGUCCGCUGGCUGGUAACAUGCGCCACUGAAGUCGGUCUGCGGGCAUUAGUGAGCAUCUUGCAGAGCUGGUACACUCUGUUCACGCCGACAGAGGCCACCAGCAUCGUGGCGGCCACCGUCAUGUCCCACAACACCAUCUUGCGCCUCAGCCUGGACUACCCGCAGCGGGAGGAGCUGGCCAGCUGCGCGAGGACACUGGCGCUGCAGUGCGCCAUGAAAGACCCUCAGAACUGCGCCCUGUCGGCUCUGACGCUCUGCGAGAAGGACCACAUCGCCUUCGAGACGGCCUACCAGAUUGUGAUCGAUGCCGCCUCCACGGGCAUGACGUACUCGCAGCUGUUCACCAUCGCACGCUACAUGGAGCACCGGGGGUAUCCGCUCCGGUCGUUCAAGCUGGCGUCUCUCGCCAUGACUCACCUCAACCUCGCCUACAACCAGGACACGCACCCGGCCAUUAACGACGUGCUCUGGGCCUGCGCACUCAGCCACUCCUUGGGGAAAAACGAACUCGCAGCCAUCAUCCCGCUGGUGGUGAAGAGCGUGCACUGUGCCACGGUGCUGUCCGACAUCUUGCGGCGGUGCACCAUGACGGCACCGGGACUGGCCGGCAUCCCCGGGCGAAGGAACUCUGGGAAGCUCAUGUCAACGGACAAGGCGCCGCUACGACAGCUUCUGGACGCCACCAUCUCGGCGUACAUCAACACCACGCACUCUCGACUGACGCACAUCAGUCCGAGGCACUACGGGGAGUUCAUAGAGUUCCUCAGCAAAGCACGGGAAACUUUCCUUUUGGCACAGGACGGCCAUAUUCAGUUCGCCCAGUUCAUAGACAACCUGAAACAGAUCUACAAGGGCAAAAAGAAACUGAUGAUGUUGGUCAGGGAGCGCUUCGGCUGACCUUAUCCCUGCCUCAGAGACCUUCUUUUUGGGAAGUAGUUAAACUUAUUGGUUUAUUUAAGUUUUUUUUUAAUUAUUAUUAUUAUUAUUAUUAUUUUGUUUUUGGAUUUUUACUUCUGUAUGUUGAGCCAUUUCUUGACCAAGUCUUACGUUUUCGUUGUGUUUCGUUUCUUGAAUGUGAACCAAAAAGUGUUCGCUGUACUUGCUCUACGUUAACCGUUGCUUCAAAAGACGGGACCUAAAGUGUCGCAGAAGUAACAAGGAAUCAAACUCAACCAAUUAAUAUUUUUGAAAUGAUCAGAACAUUAAAAGAAUGUUAUUAUAAUAGCAAAAGAAAUGUUUGCUUCCUGGUGGCUUGCGGCCAUUUUGGAUUGGGCGUGUGUGUAGUCUUUGUAGAGGUUAAGAAGAUUUGGCUUCUCAAAGUGAAGGGAACUUCAUCAAGAACACACAGUGGUUGAAAACGCACAGUGUUAAGGUCAUACCUCGACUGUCGGCUUUAACUCCUCUGUUAGGAAUUGCCUCUCAUUUCAUUCAGGGCUUCUUAGAGCGGAGAGGACGGAUAACACGGCUACCUGUUCUCACUAGUUGAACAUUUAAAUACCUUCACCUGCUGCAUGGUGAGGGUGACGCUUUACAGAGUGCAUGUUUUGAGGGUGACGUUCUGGCUGCAUUCGUUCCUAGUUUAGCCUUCGCGUGUACAUCAGUAUAUUCUUGUAUACACUGUAUGCUUUGUGUCAUCCUGUUAGCGACAUAAGAUGCCAUGUUUGAUGAGGUGAAUGCGCUCCUCGUGUCCUGAGAUGCCACUUCACUGCUAAUUCUGCUGUUUGUGGCCAAAGCUUUGAAAAGCGUAAAGCGUCACCGCUAACAUCAACAUUCAGUCAACGAUUUAAUUCAGGUAUAUCUUUUAGUUUCAUCACUCGGUGACAUUAAGCUGGCGAUCUUUGUGUCUUGUUGCGAAACUUUGACAACAAUUUUGGACCUGGAACUUGGUCGUAAAUCAGUUUGUCACCUGAAUCCCUUUUCCAUCACAAGAACAUUGGCUAAAACUGAGAAUUUUACCCACUUGUGUUGUUUAAACGCUGGGCAUAUUUUGAAAAUUUGCUGCCAAGAAGAACUGCUUAAGUAGUUAUGCAGUUUUCACUAUAGUUUCACGGGGGCAUUAAUGUGACUGAAAACAGCUAAAUUUUCAAACACUAUUGUUUAAGAAGAAGUCAACAAAUUUUUCUGUUCUUGACUGGUUUAGCGCCACCCUUUGAAGGACAGUUGUAUUGUCGCCAUGCUCAGGUAUCAGUCACACAGACUAAUGAGGAAAUUUACAUCACGUUUAGUGGACAGUAAGGUAUUAGGCUAACAGUACCUUACUACCGUUAGCAUCUUUUUAAUGCUAACAGUAGCAUUUAGCUAAAUCCUUUACCUCUAGUUAGCCCUCCUACCUUAACCACUUGAAAUAAUUGUUUGCUAGUUAACAAAGUUGUUUGACAGUUAUUGUGUAAUUACAGUAAUAUAAAUAUAUAACCCCUUAUAUUCUGCAUUUAAAAAGUCUCUAAUGCUACCUGUUUUCCCACCAAACAUUUUCUCACCAAAAUUUGCUACUUGACAAAAUGUACUUUUUUUUUUUUUUUUUUUGUUUUGGUUUUUCAAAAGAAUAUUUUUUUUAAAGUAUCAAGUGAACAUCCAAAAGUAAGAUUCCUCCAAGAUCAUUUUUUUUAAGAAAAUUUUUUUUUGCAUAUUUUUGCUACAUGUACAUUAGCUAACAAUAUGUAACGCACCAGUGUCAGAACUUAAUUUUUGAAAAUUGACCCCCCCUAAAAAUUAAAUCUAGAUUAAAUCUACUUUUUGAUAGAGGGCCAAUAUAGCAUAUAUAUGCUCAAAAAAAUUCCCUAACCUUAUGAUUUGACACAUUUCACAUCCAUGUUUGAUUAAAAUCAAACAUGGAAAAAUGAACAUGGCUGUGUAAAAUUAUUAGGGCUAAAUAACCAUAAAAUGUGUUCAGUUUUUUGUUCUUGUGAUGGAAAAAACUGUGAACCUUCCUGUGAAUACUACUGGUUUGUAUCAUUCUUUACUGUGAAGACGAGUGGCCUUUCCCCCCCAAAGGUUUCAGAGAUGCACAGUGAACCACACGGAUUACUGUAUUUUGUCGCAACUUGGUGCGUUCAUUGUAAGUAUUGGAGACCUCGUGGCUCGGCACGGUUGGUUACCUUCUUCACGGUCUGCUGUCUGACCCGGUGGCAAAAUGUCAUUUCCGAUGGCAGCCUAAACAAGAGCUUAAGUCUUUAACUGAUCAGACUAAAAUAUACAAGCACUUCACACAGUUACCUCUUCAGUACGUUCCUGCCUGCUUCAGCAUUUAUUUAUUGAUUCUUUUGUGACUUUUUUUUUUAAUUUUUAAACUUUUUUUCUAAUCACUGAGUGAGUUUGAAAUGGCAGACACACAGAAUAAGAACCAGACUGUAUUUAAAUAAAAGAGGCUACAUGAGUAGAAGGGUUCUGGAACAGAGGGAUAUAUAUAUAUUUUUUCCUAUCUGCUUCGACAUUCCACGAGAGCAAACUUUUACGAACUGUACCCGGGUAAGUCGGUCAUGAUAACUGCGCCUUUUUCAGAUCAGGAAAAAUUGCAGAUAGACGAAUGGGGGGGAAAAACUGAGGAGGGAAAAGAGAAAAAGAAAAAAAAGGCUAAACUCAGUUCUCAGGGACAUCACUUAAAGAAACAAAAACAAAAAAUAGUAGCAUUAAGCAUUUAAGAUAUUGUAAAUAAUAAAGUGUCAAUUGAGAAAAUUGUAAAGUUCUAAUUAUUUAUAAUGAGUAUGUUAUGUGUUUUAUUUUUUUGGUUGUUUUUUUCGGCGGGGUGUACUUGAACUGUUCUGCGUGGGGGAAAAUUUGACGCCGUUUCUUUUGUAAGAGCAAAAAUUUCAAGGCAUUUCUCAGGUGCUCCUGUGUACUUUUUUUUUUUUUUUUUUUUUUUUUGCUAAAAAAAAAUAUUCAUUUUUAUUCCGUUUGCAA
This is a messenger RNA of Poecilia latipinna (sailfin molly), 7022 nucleotides long. It is a transcript of the gene zswim5, whose product is annotated as zinc finger, SWIM-type containing 5. The transcript is spliced from 16 exons. Bases 540 to 4022 code for a protein of 1160 amino acids. The record is from RefSeq and is a predicted model, not a curated record. Gene Ontology annotation, cellular component: Cul2-RING ubiquitin ligase complex. NCBI's taxonomy places the organism in Eukaryota, Metazoa, Chordata, Actinopteri, Cyprinodontiformes, Poeciliidae.